Molecule: messenger RNA, 906 nt
Organism: Microthlaspi erraticum
Lineage: Eukaryota; Viridiplantae; Streptophyta; Magnoliopsida; Brassicales; Brassicaceae
Source: the annotation of a GenBank genome assembly
AUGAGCUUCGUCAAGUAUCUCCGCCGAGACAGUUUGCUCCAAUUAGCCAGAAAACCAUCUCUUCACCGAAAUAGCAUGCUCCAGACCUGCCGGACUCUCAUCAUCGAAACCGCUCCGCCUGAAUCCGUCAAGCUUAACCGUCUCUGUGGCUCCGACUCUGGGAUUAUGGAGGUGGCUCUAGAUAGGCCUGUGGCGAAGAACGCCAUAAACAAGGAGAUGCUGAAAAGCCUUGAGAAGACAUUUGAGACCAUAGGUAAGGAUACUUCCGCUAGGGUUGUGAUGAUUACAAGUCUAGUUCCAGGUGUUUUCUGUGCAGGUGCAGAUCUUAAGCAACGUAGAAGUAUGACCCCAUCUGAGGUUCACACAUUCGUCAACUCCUUGCGCUACAUGUUCUCGUUCAUAGAGGGACUGAGAAUCCCAACUAUUGCUGCAAUAGAAGGUGCGGCAUUGGGAGGUGGACUCGAAAUGGCUCUGUCCUGUGAUCUUCGAGUCUGUGGUGAAGGUGCAGUCUUUAGCUUGCCUGAAACAGGACUCGCUAUAAUCCCAGGCGCUGGUGGGACACAGAGGCUCUCGAGGCUGGUUGGGAGAUCGGUAUCAAAAGAACUUAUAUUCACAGGUCGAAAGAUUGAUGCAAGAGAAGCUGCAAACAAAGGAUUGGUAAACUUUUGUGUACCGGCUGGUGAGGCUCAUGAGAAAGCAAUGGAAAUAGCUCAGCAGAUAAGUGAAAAGGGUCCAAUGGCUAUAAAAAUGGCGAAGAAGGCGAUUGAUGAAGGAAUUGAGACGAGUUUGGCUUCAGGUUUGGAGGUGGAAGAGAUGUGUUAUCAGGAGCUUCUUAAUACUCAAGAUCGUCUUGAAGGAUUAGCUGCUUUUGCUGAGAAGCGUAAGCCUCUUUACACUGGCAAGUGA